AUGUUCGCCAUGGAUAGUGGAGCCAGAUCGGAUAAAGACUUCGCAGGAGUUCGAGACAAAGGGAACGACAGCAUGGUCUUAAUGACAGAGCAUCCCAAGAAGACCGCCUUCCCUUGUCUCAGUUCGUCAAAUCUGCGCGUGUCAUCGAAAGACCACAAGCCCAUGGCGAUGGCCAUGCGCACUACCUGGUCGCUCAGCGGCUACGCAGCUGUCCAGUCUUCAAGGCCCAUCCAUGUUCACCGAAACCAGAAGGAGAAAUGCUUGAAUAUGUCCAUGCUCAUAGUGCUCUUUUUCGGAUGGAAUCAGGUUUCGGGAUACGGCAUAGUACUCUUUAGGAACGGCGGAACCCGCGGGAUAGUACAGGAUAUGACAGGGGGCCAUACAAUGGUCGUAACAAUUAUCCCCCUCCUUAGUAUGGCUCGGCCUAAAACAGUCGGCAUGCAUGGAAAAGUUGCGAUUUGGAAUAGCUUCAUAAGCAGAGAAGUGAUAGAGAACUGCGACGCAGUAAUGAAAGAGUCGGGAUGGAGGGCAGACAGUAACAAAGCGCGUAGGGUGGUCUGUUGA
This is a messenger RNA of Penicillium lagena, 564 nucleotides long. RefSeq lists its product as uncharacterized. The transcript has a single exon. Bases 1 to 564 code for a protein of 187 amino acids. NCBI's taxonomy places the organism in Eukaryota, Fungi, Ascomycota, Eurotiomycetes, Eurotiales, Aspergillaceae. The record is from RefSeq and is a predicted model, not a curated record.